This is a messenger RNA of Diorhabda carinulata, 3304 nucleotides long. RefSeq names its product serologically defined colon cancer antigen 8 homolog. Gene Ontology annotation, biological process: tube formation; neuron migration; centrosome cycle. The coding region runs from base 32 to 2602 and encodes 856 amino acids. The record is from RefSeq and is a predicted model, not a curated record. NCBI's taxonomy places the organism in Eukaryota, Metazoa, Arthropoda, Insecta, Coleoptera, Chrysomelidae. The transcript is spliced from 12 exons. Gene Ontology annotation, cellular component: centriole; centrosome.
CCACUAGUAUUAGCGGUUCGUAGAAAGAAAGAUGUACAACGGUAGCGGCACCUUAAUUGGUAAUAAUAAGAAACAACGUCCCACAACUGGAUAUUUAGUUAGACCGAGAUUGGGUGCACUCAGGUCUAUUUAUUCUAACAGGCCUUUUUCAGCAAUGUCGCCAGAAAAAAGAAAGAAAUUGAAAAAAUCGGCUCCCCCAAAAAUGGAAUGGAGAAGAAAACCCGAUUAUGCGGAAACGGCUUAUCGCGAGGCCGUUGGUCGUCUCCGAAUUCUUCUCGCAGAGAGUUACACUCCAAUCAAAAGACCUUUGAAAGAAUUGGAAAGCGCUGGCGAAGAAACUGAUAAUCAAUCUUUAAUGAGCGCUGGAAGCAGAAAUUCCAGAUUGAGCAGACAUUAUUAUCACUACAAUCCUGGGCCUCCUAGAAAGUAUUAUUAUUAUCCAACGUUAAAAACUCAUUAUCCUUUGAGCACAGAUACUGAAAAAAAUUUGCAGGAUCCACCGAAAUUAGAAAACAAUGCUCCACCAGAGCUGAUGUCUUUCAUAGAACGCCAAGAAGAAUAUAUCGAACAACUUGAAAAGGAAUCUAGAUUCUGUCGGGAAGAAUUAUCUUCACUACUGAGCAAAGUUAAAGAUGUCAUUAGUGAAAACGAAAAUCUACACGAGAAACAAAAGUCCAAAUUGAUUAAAUCAGUGUUUGAUCAUUUGGACACUGAAACUGAAACAGAAACUGACAUUGAAAAUAGAAAUAUUUUGAAAUCUCCAAAAAAGACAAGAAAAACGAAAAUAAUUGAAGGGCCUUCGAUUGUUUUCGAAUCCAGAAUAUCAGAAUUAGAAGGUCAAUUGACUCAAUUGAAAAUAGAACUUAAAAAAGCGCAGGACGAAAAUGAAUUGUACAAAAGGAAAAUUAACGAUGGAACUAUUUUAGAUACUUUCGGUUAUGAAUCUUACAAAAAACAAUUAGAAAACGUUCAAAGAGAAAAAGAAAAUUUGCAAGAUACUGUUCACAAAUUACAAAACGCAUUAAGUCUCCUACGAGAAAAAGAAACCGAUACAACAGAUAAAGUCAAAAGAAGUUUAGACGUUGCAGAACAAGCUCAAUACGAGAAAAACGCAGCUGAAGCUGAAAUUCGACGACUGAAAGAUGAACUAGAAAGACAACAUAUGAAGCUCAGAGAUGCUAUUGCAGAACAGGGUAGAAGAAUAACGGAUGAAAGAUCAGCCGUUGAAAGAAGGUAUACCCAACAAAUCGAGCAACUAACGGCUGAAUUGGGAGUCCAGUGGGAAAGUACGAACAAGUUGCAAUUGGAAUUGGACAAACAAAGAAGAGAAAAUUCGGAUUUGCGAAGAGAUGUCGCUCAAAAGCAAGCACUCGUUGAUGAACUACGUAAAGAUAUGCAAAAUAAAAUUAUUAACUUACAGUCCGACAUCGGUGUAAGUGGUGCAGAAAAAAGUGCUCUAGAACAACAAAUCGCUACCUUACAAAUGGCGAACGAAAGAAGCGAACGUCAGUUCAAGCAAGAGAUAGUACGUUUGCAGGCUGAGCUCCAAUCAUUAAGACAAAGAUUGGACAGAGCUGACGCUGAUCUCAUACAUAGCAGAAGGGAAAAUAUCAGAUUGUCAGAACAAAUAGCGUCUCUAGAAAAAGAGAUUGCUUUGAAUACUGCUUUAUCGGAAGAGAGAAAUAACACUCCUAGAACCCCAAGAGGUGGUGAAAUUGUUGCAUUACCCCCACCAACUCCAAAAAUCGAAGACAGAGAAAAGGAAUUGAGCUCAUUGAUACACGAUAUGGAAAACAAACAUGCGGCUACUGUAACCGAAUUAGAAGGCAUGAUCUACUCCCAGAAUCAACUCAUGGAAAAAUUGUCCUCCGAGUGUCAGGCUCUUACUCAAAAACUGGAAGAUACGACUAUAAAACAUAAGGAGGAAAUACGGGAACUACAAACUAACCUAGAAUACUUAAGAAAUAAGUUUAGUCAGUCUUAUUAUUCAACGUCUAAUUCUAAAGAUGAACAACAUACUCCAACAAGCGUUGAAAGAUCUCCACAACUACGAAAUCCUCAACAAACAGUUAACUCCCCGCCACCGCCAACCAAACCAACUGAACCUGUUGAAACAACAACAACAACAGAGACGCCACAAAAAUCUUCCCCGACCAAUAUGAAUACUUCCAAUAAUAAUCCCACGAUAAUUUCGUCUAGACAAAACAGUCAAGAUGAAAUACAAGUACAAACAAAUCAAGAACAUACAGAACCAGCUUACGAGUACCCAGCUGAAGGUUCAGAAAAUCAGUUUCAGUAUGAUUCCAAUCAACAGUACGACCCGAAUCAAUACGAUCCCAAUCAACAGUACGACCCUAACCAACAGUAUGAUCCUAACCAACAGUAUGAUCCUAACCAACAGUAUGAUCCUAAUCAACAAUAUGAUCCUAAUGAACAAUACGAUCCGAAUCAAUAUGAUCAACAUUAUGAUCCUAAUUUGCAAUACGAUCCUAAUCAGCAAUAUGAAAUAGAUCCAAACGAUCCCAAUCAGCACUAUAUCGAUCCUAAUUCACAAAAGACAAUUAGUACUGAUGAAACAGUUGAAGGUGAAGGCAGUAAAUAAUUUUAAAUAUUCAUAACGAUACGAUUGUAAUUGUGGCAAUUUGUAAAACAUAAUUUCUCGUUUAUUGUUGAUAUUUUGAGUUGAGAUUUGGCAAAAAAGUCGUUUUAUUACUAUCUUAACUUUAAGACGUUAGAUAUUUAAAUUUUAAUCUGGUUUUUAGUAUCAAAUUCACAUCAUUUAUAGAAAAAUUGUUAUACAUAUACAUUAGGGCAAUUUCACCGUAACGUAGGUGGUCAGUUGGUAGCAGUGAUUCAUGUUUGACAGUUGGUUUUGGAAAUAUUAUUUGAAUUUGAAAGUGUGCUUGAGUCAGAAAAAAACUAAACUUGUAAGCGGAAUGUAGGGUGAAGAACUUCAAUUUACACCACGAAACGUGGCUUCUACCACCAUAAAUAGAGAGUGACACAUAAUUUCAAUAUAUUGAACUGUCAAAAUGAAACUGUUAGUCAGGGGUACCAGCCCACUACAGAAAAUUACCAAAAAUGUGAGCGAGAAUAAUGUUGAUCUAAUAGCGAAACAGAGAAAAAAUUAAUCGUUCAAUUUUUAACAUUCACUAAUAAAAAAGUUUAAUUGUUGCUGAUUGAAUCCAUUGCUUGUUGUAACAGGCAUCCGAGGAUCGCGGAAUAUUUCUUAUUGUUGUUAAAACCAACCUUAUAUAAUAGUUAUUGAAUGAAAAAAUCAAAGUUUCGUAUGAUUUAACUCGUU